AUGAAUGCUACUGUCGAUGGAGAAAUUGUGGCCAUCCGGGGUGCCAGCAUGCUCCUGUCGGGUGAUGUUUCAUUUUAUAUUAAUAAUUGCGGCCAGCAAAAAUGGCUGAUGGAAAAUAAACAUCUGUGGUCUAAAGAAGUUCAUGUAGACCUAGAAUCGACCCCCAGCACCUUUUUGGUGAUGGCUCAUGGCGUACUGAGAUCUUUUGACAUUGGAAAUCCGGCUAGUAUUGCGCUACUGGCUUCUGAAAACAACUUUCAGGCAACCAACUUGGCUAGAGUGAGAUGGAUGGGCUCAAACAAAGGAACAGCUAAGAAGGCUGGUUCAAUCAUUUUAUCUUUCACUAAUAAAGACUUAGCCAUCCGCGUUGAAAAAUCCGGCAUCUUUUUGAAUUAUGACUUCCACAGGACCAACCGAUUCAAACCCCACCCUCCACAGCGCUUUAAAUGCUUGCAGAUGGGAAAUUUUGGCAAAUGGUGCCGGGAAACGGCUUGUUGUGCCAAGUGUGCUGGGAAACACUCAAUGAAUGAAUGCCCCAAAGGCAUUGGUAACAUCAAAUCCUGUGUCCUCUGCAAAGAAGGCUUGAAGAAUGAGAUUGAAGGAAUCACUGAUAUCAACCACAUCCCUUUUGACAAGCUUUGCCCUUACAAGAAGGCCUGGCUUGAGAAGCGCCCCCUUCCGUCUCAAUGA
Molecule: messenger RNA, 690 nt
Organism: Puccinia graminis f. sp. tritici CRL 75-36-700-3
Lineage: Eukaryota; Fungi; Basidiomycota; Pucciniomycetes; Pucciniales; Pucciniaceae
Exons: 1
Coding region: 1-690 (229 amino acids)
Source: RefSeq, a predicted model, not a curated record